ACUGCCGGAUCAAUCUGAACGUUCCCGUUCUCCAAAUAUUUUUUAAUAAUGAAAACACCAGACCAGACUUUCGGCUGAGCAGAGAGUCUCUGGCGGUGCUGCUGGACCUUCUCUGCCAGGAAAGAAGACAUGGAUGGGGGGGCCACAAUAGAGACCUUGGUCUUCCUCUUCUGGCUAGUGAGUGGGGCAUCCUACAGAGUGGUGGCUAGGGUGUUCGGGAUGCCUCGCUCCACAGUUCACCGCAUCGUCCACCGGGUUACUGAGGAGGUGGUGGCCAUCCGCCACCGAGUCAUCUGCCUCCCCAAAACUGCAAAAGACCUGGCAGCAGUAACCCAGGGGUUUGAAGGGCUGGCAGGACACAGAGCUUUUCUCCAAGCUGCUGGAGCGAUCGACGGCUGCCAUGUGAGGAUCAAGCCUCCAAGCGGUCCUGAUGGUCAAUGCUAUCGGAACAGGAAACUGUUCUCCUCCAUCAUUCUGCAGGCAGUUGGUGACCAUCAGGGCCGCUUCAUCGACACGUACGUGGGCUGGCCGGGGUCGGUGCAUGACUCCAGAGUGCUCCGAAACAGUCCAUUGUAUAGGCGGGCCAUCUACCCUCCUCCGGGCCACUUCAUCUUGGCAGAUGGUGGUUACCCGUGUCUCCAACACCCACUCCCCCUCAUCACUCCUUUCAAGCGGCCGGUACAAGGUGUGGGAGCCCUGCGCUUUAAUAGCCAUCAUUCCAGGGCACGCUCCAUCAUACAGCGUGCCUUUGGGAUGAUGAAGACGAGGUUCAGGGCCAUCUUCCUCCAAGCGCUGGAGGUGCACCACACCUUUGUGCCUCAGGUCAUAACGGCAUGUGCUGUCCUGCACAACAUCUGCCUGGGAGCUGGUGACAUCAUGGCCCCAGAGGAUGAAGAGCAGACAUGCCAGAGGACAUGCCAGAGGAUGAGGGGGAGAACGUGUUGGAGGCAGUCAGUGGUGCUCACUGGCGGGACCAGCUUAACAUGGCAGCCGUCGUUUGGGUCAACCCUUCAAACCCUGAUGGACGAUGUGGUGAACAGUGGAGAGAGGCAUCCCCCUCCACCCCCCAGAUGA
Molecule: messenger RNA, 1074 nt
Organism: Cyprinodon tularosa
Lineage: Eukaryota; Metazoa; Chordata; Actinopteri; Cyprinodontiformes; Cyprinodontidae
Product: protein ALP1-like
Exons: 3
Coding region: 130-1074 (314 amino acids)
Source: RefSeq, a predicted model, not a curated record